Messenger RNA from Neocloeon triangulifer, 4407 nucleotides. It is a transcript of the gene sno, whose product is annotated as protein strawberry notch. The transcript is spliced from 17 exons. Gene Ontology annotation, biological process: regulation of DNA-templated transcription. Bases 109 to 4050 code for a protein of 1313 amino acids. Gene Ontology annotation, cellular component: nucleus. NCBI's taxonomy places the organism in Eukaryota, Metazoa, Arthropoda, Insecta, Ephemeroptera, Baetidae. The record is from RefSeq and is a predicted model, not a curated record. Gene Ontology annotation, molecular function: chromatin DNA binding; histone binding.
CUACAAGGCCGCAAGAUGGCAGGCGUGCGUGCUAAAUAAAUAAAAAACACUUUGCUCGGAACUUUGGUCAGCCAAUUUUCGGCUUCUUGGGAUCGAAUUCGGCCCAAAAUGCCUCGUCCCAAGCGCACGUUGGCCCGAAAGAGCACCUACAAGAUGGAAUCAGAGUCUUCAUCAGACAGCGACUUUGAUGAAGAUCCAGACAAGAUUGAAGUUCCAGGAGGCGGCAAAGACCUAGAGGCCCUGAAAACAGAAGUGCCCCCAGAAGGCGAUGGUGGAUCAGCAAGUACCAAGUUAGGCUUGGUGACUAAAGACCAUGCUGCAGGAGCAUAUGAGAUGCUAAAGAUGCCGCCAGGACCAGGCGGCGCUUUACCCAUGGCACCACAAAUGCCCUUUGGUGGUCAAAUAAAUCCGCAAAGCCUCUUUGGCCCACAAAGCAUGUUCGGAGGUCUCAACCCAGCUCAGUUGUUUCCCAUGGAGUUUGCCUCGCUAGGUCAAUCACUGUUUAACCCAUUCUUGAUGGCCUCCGCGUCAAAUUUGCCUAAUGGCUCAGUGAUGCAGCAGCUCAUGAAUAUGGGUGGCUGGGGGGCCCUGGGACCAAAGGCCUGGCCAAAACAGGAGCUCAAGGAGCCCCUGGACGAAGAGGAAGCUGCCGAGGAGGAAGAAGAAAUGGGUGUUGCUGAAACCUACGCAGAUUACAUGCCAACCAAAUUGAAAGUAGGAAAAAAGCACCCAGAUCCUGUAGUCGAGACAGCAUCUUUGUCAUCAGUAGCACCUACUGAUGUAUGGUACGAGUUGCAACUCCCUGAUGAAACCAUCAGGACAGGGUCUCUUUCGGCUCUGCAGCUAGAGGCCAUUGUUUAUUCCUCUCAACAGCAUUCUCACUUUCUGCCCGAUGGUUCAAGGGCAGGUUUCCUAAUUGGUGAUGGUGCUGGAGUUGGUAAGGGAAGAACUAUCGCUGGAAUCAUCUUUGAAAAUUAUCUUCGAGGAAGAAAGAAAGCCCUCUGGAUCUCAGUUUCCAACGAUCUAAAGUACGACUCCGAGCGAGAUUUGCGUGACAUUGGUGCAUCUAAGAUUGAUGUUUAUGCACUCAACAAACUCAAAUAUGCCAAGAUCUCUUCGCCAGUAAAUAACAACGUCAAAAAGGGUGUUAUUUUUUCCACUUAUUCUGCGCUAAUUGGUGAAUCCAACCAGACAGGUGGGAAAUACAAAUCUCGUCUGAAACAACUUAUUCAGUGGUGUGGCGAGGAUUUUGAUGGAUGCAUCAUUUUUGAUGAAUGUCAUCGUGCCAAAAACCUUUGUCCUGUAGGCUCUUCCAAGCCCACCAAAACAGGCUUGACGGUACUCGAGAUACAGAAGCGCCUGCCAAAGGCCCGAGUUGUCUAUGCAUCAGCCACAGGAGCAUCGGAGCCCCGCAACAUGGCAUACAUGGUACGCCUGGGCAUGUGGGGUGAAGGCAGUCCGUUCAGAGAGUUCAACGACUUCAUAAAUGCUGUGGAAAAGAGAGGCGUUGGUGCAAUGGAAAUAGUUGCCAUGGACAUGAAGCUCAGAGGCAUGUACAUAGCACGUCAGCUCUCCUUCCACGGUGUCACAUUCAAGGUCGAUGAAGUCAAACUGACUGACGAGCUCAUGCAGGUGUAUGACCAGUCGGUGAAACUUUGGGUUGAAGCAAUGCGAAAGUUCCAAGACGCUGCUGAACUGGUGGACGCAGAGCAGCGAAUGAAGAAGACAAUGUGGGGUCAGUUCUGGUCUUCCCAUCAGCGCUUCUUCAAGUAUCUCUGUAUUGCUGCCAAGGUGAAGCAUGCUGUUCAGAUUGCCAGAGAGGCCGUCAAGUACGGAAAAUGUGUAGUUAUCGGAUUACAAAGUACAGGAGAAGCAAGAACCCUUGAGCAGUUGGAUAAAGAUGAUGGAGAACUCUCUGAUUUUGUUUCCACUGCAAAGGGUGUGAUGCAGACAUUAGUUGAGAAACAUUUCCCAGCUCCGGACAGGAAUAGGAUACAGCGCCUGCUUGGAAUAGAGGCCCCGCCUAAGGAAGCAAAUGGCGGGGGUGCAACAGUUGAAGACCCUGAUGACCUACAGGCUGGUUCCAGCUCUGGCAACAAACGCAAGCCACUCCGCCGAGCUGCCGCUAAAGCUAACAAGAGAGUUCGCAUGGAUUCUGAUUCUGGCAGUGACGUACGCAGCAGUGGCUCUGAGUUCCAAAUGACAUCUUCUGAGAAUUCAGAGAGCGAAGAGCACUCUGAAGAAGAAUCUAACUCUGACGAUUUCAAUCCAUUUGACGAAGAUAGUGACUCUGACGCUGAUCCCUGGGUCAAGAAGCGCAAAGCCGUGAAGCCCAAGGACAAAGUGGCCAAACAUCUUGCAUCCAAAGUGAAGGCAGCUCAGUCUGCUGCAGCUGCUAACCCAUCAGCAACCCAGGCCAAGCCAUGGGCACCGCCAAGAGAUGCCAUAGAGCGUGCAUGUGCUAUGAAAGAUGAGCUGCUGGCGGCUAUUGAGCGUCUUGGAGAAAAACUGCCCCCCAACACACUUGACCAGCUCAUUGACGAGUUAGGAGGACCAGAAAACGUGGCUGAGAUGACGGGUCGUAAAGGCCGAGUUGUUCAAAAUGAGGACGGCACCAUUCAGUAUGAGUCAAGGUCAGAGGCUGAUGUGCCUCUGGAGACGCUCAAUUUAACAGAGAAACAGCGUUUUAUGGAUGGCGAAAAAGAUGUGGCCAUUAUCUCUGAGGCAGCCAGCAGUGGUAUUUCCCUUCAGAGCGACAGACGCGCAAAGAAUCAAAGGCGUCGAGUUCACAUUACACUUGAGCUGCCCUGGAGUGCUGACCGCGCAAUCCAGCAGUUUGGACGAACCCACCGCAGUAACCAGGUCAACGCACCUGAGUAUGUGUUCCUGAUCUCUGAUCUUGCCGGUGAGCGGCGCUUUGCGUCAAUUGUGGCCAAACGUUUGGAGAGUCUUGGCGCCCUGACUCACGGUGAUCGUCGAGCCACCGAGUCCCGAGAUCUGUCCCGCUUCAACAUUGACAACAAGUACGGCCGGACAGCCCUGGAGGCUACCAUGAAGGCUAUCAUGGGCUAUGAAGCCCCACUGGUACCGCCUCCAUCAGACUACAAUGGUGAUUUCUUCAAAGACGUUGCCGACGCUCUGGUCGGCGUGGGCCUGAUCACAGGCUCAGACGCCACUCCAGGCAUGCUGGCGCUGGACAAGGACUACAACAACAUGAGCAAGUUCCUCAACCGCAUCCUCGGAAUGCCCGUCGAGCUUCAGAACCGUCUGUUCCAGUACUUCACAGACACACUUGCUGCCAUUGUCCAGCAGGCCAAGAAAACCGGCCGUUACGAUCUUGGCAUUUUGGACUUGGGCGCUGGAGGAGAGCACGUCAAACGUGUCCGAGUUGUCACCUUCCUUAGGCCGCAUGCUACCGGAAAGGCUGUCACCGAGCUUCACACAGUCUCCGUCGAGCGUGGCAUGUCUUGGGAGGAAGUGCAGGAAAAAGCUGCGCUGCUCAUUCAUAAGGACGAAGGGUUUUACCUGAGCCAUCAGGUACGCAAUGACAAACACACUGCCAUCUUAGCCAUUGCAGACCAGGCUAAACAAAAAGAUAAGAAAGACAAAAAGGAUAGUCUUUUCACAAUUUACCGACCUAAUACGGGCCUGCAGCUGCGCCAAGAAUCAAGGGGCGAGCUGCUGAAGAAGUACAAGAAGGCUUCUCCUGAAGAGGCAGAAGAAUCAUGGAAGCAGCAGUACCAAGCGUCGGAGAAAAUCUGUUCCCACGCAUAUUGGCGAGGCAACUGUCGCACUGCCGUAAUUGGAGGAGAGUGCGAGGUUGGCCUCCGAAGGCGCACAUACCACGUGCUUUCGGGAUCUGUACUGGCUGUUUGGAGUCGGGUUGAGGGCGUGCUCACCAACAGGGCAAACGCCAAAAUGCAGGUCAUCCGCCUGCGCACUGCCGAGGGACUCAAAAUUGUCGGAACGUUGAUUCCAACAUCGUGCUACGAGCUAUUGAAAGAAUCGCUGUCUUCAGACUCGGAGAAGACCGAGGAGCAGACUUUCUAGAGGUGACGCCUCACGGACUGUGAUUUUCAGUUUAAAAGCCCUAGUUCUAGUUUUCUCAGUUGGUUUCUGCUCCACGAACACUCACUUGUGCAUUCUCAUUUUCAUUCCUUUUGUAAGAGCCACUGAUGCGUUAAGAAAGAGCGAUCAAAUUAAUUAACAAUUCAUUUUGCUUCAGUCACAAAUAAAUUAUUCAUUUGGACAUUGAUAGACCAAAAAUCUCUUUUUCUUGAAAUUUGGCUCAUCUUACCUUAAUUUUCCUAUCAGUAUAACCCAAGGUAAGAGUGAUUUUGGAAGAAAUGGUUAUUAAAAUUUUGAUGAGAGAGUCUCGACUUUUGAACUUUGGAACACAAUGAAUAA